CCCUUAAUGCAACAAUGGCUGUAAAACGGAUAAAAUCCAGGCAGAAUCAGCCUAAUUUAAACCAGUCUACAUUUUCGGUCAACCAGGUUUUAAACCCUGAGUCGGCUUCCCUCAAAAUCAGGAUCUAAGGUUAAAUCGACCAGUAGAGGGCACACUGGAAAUCCCACUAGUCUUAAUGGCACAAGAUUGAGUUCUUUGGCAGGGAACCAGUCUAGUCUGGAGCUUCUGCACAGUAUGCUAGAGCAAGUAGAGACUGAACUGGACUCUCUAGAACCUCAGAACCCCCAAAACUCUGAAGCUGAACCUCAGCAGGGGAAACAGGGCCUGACCGGCUUCUCUGUGGCUUUAGUAUCUACACUUGGGCGCCUGGCAAGUCAUAUCAGAAAAAAAGAGGAGGAGUUUCAGAAGGAGGCAGAGGAGAGAAGAAAGCUAGAGGAGGUCGUGAAGGAACAGAGGGCUUUGAUUGAUGCUCUCACUGUGGAGUCACUCACUAUCAGAGAGGAGACCGCUGCCCUACAGGCAAGGCUUCAGCAGCAGGUAUCUAAACUAGAGCAGCGUCUGGAUGCUGUAGUCCUGGUUCUGGGAGAACCAGAUUCUGCAACUAAGAUCUUGGACAACACAGCUCAAAAAGGCAGGUAUCAAGAGUCUGGAUGUAUUGAAAAGGAUCAACAUGCAAAGCAACAGGAUAUCAUCACUACAGCCGUUUUACUCUCUCCUCCUCGGCAAAGAGAUGGUCUGCCCCCUGCAGUGUUUCAUCCACGUUCGCUCAUAUCCCCACUGACUUACAGUGGCGUCUGCAAUGCAGCAGGAAGUCAGAGUUCACUUGAGGACUUGGACAUCCCCUGCUCUCCUUCCUCCUUUGCCAGCUUGCCACGCCCCACUUCCCUGCUGGACUAUCUUUCCCAAGAUGCCAUGAAAGGAGAUGUGGUAGAUUUGACACGUCAGAAUGCAGAUAUUCGGGCCCAGCUGGAUCAAAGCCGCCCAUCUCCAACAGGAGCAUCAGUAUCGAGAGUCCAGAGUGCGCAUCUGAUCACAACCAGUUCUGUAGUUAGACAAGAACCACCCUGUACAGAACAACCACUUAGACAGCAGCCUGUUUGUGUACAGAGAUCUUCAACGACAGAGAUUGAACAGAAACUGCAGGAGUUGAACCGACAAAGCGCAGAAGCUCGAGCUAAACUACUAGAGCUCAUUGAGCAACAAAAACAGAGCUCGUCCCUCAGAGUUUCCCCUGCAAUUUCUCCAGUGCCACCUCAUUCCAUCAGCACUCACACAGCUGUUAAAGGGUUAACUCCAGAACCGUUUCUGACACGUCCUGAGAGGAACCAUUCUCCACAGUCCACUGGAAGCAGCAGAAGGUCAGCUGAAAGAGUUUCACCGCAAAGUUUAGACAGCGUGGAAAUCCAGAGCAUUCAGAAUCAGAUGGGCAAGGUGAAAAGAGAAGGCUGGUUUGCGUUGUCUGCUCAUGUCAAAUAACUUGAGUUCAGCAAAAGGACAAGUUACAGAAAAUGUUACAUUUACAAUCACUUUAGCAUCCCCAUUUAAAUGUUUUAGGUCUCCUUCACAGCAUAUGGCUCAUGUUUUAAUAUCAGGAUUAUGAGGGUCCCUAGUGUGUGUUUAUGUAAAUCUCAUUUUGUUCACAAAAGCAACAAACUAUAAGAAUGAACAAUCAGGAGUGUGUUGUGAUGGUCAUAUAUUUAAUAUUAGUAAUAAAAAUAGUAAUGAAAAUCUUGUUUGGAGAAAUAACAUUCACUCAAAAAGAGUUGUUUUCCAGACGUUCUACAUGAAGUAUAAGGUUUAUAUGAAGUAUAAGGUUUAUAUGACUUAAAAUAUCAUUGUGCAUGUAAACACACUGACUGACUUAAACACACUGUAAUGUAUUGUUUCUUUGUUUUAGGAAGUACACAAUGCCGCAAUACAUUUUAGAUAAUUAAA
This is a messenger RNA of Misgurnus anguillicaudatus (oriental weatherfish), 1935 nucleotides long. Lineage: Eukaryota; Metazoa; Chordata; Actinopteri; Cypriniformes; Cobitidae. The record is from RefSeq and is a predicted model, not a curated record.